AUGACCGCUAUCACCAUUCUUGUCAUUUCUUGGGUCCUCGGGGCUUUUGCUCAGAGUCCUCACAGCAUUCCUGGAUUCCACUACAUUGGCUGCUCUUCCAUUGACAUUACCUGCUUUGGGAACCCCAUCGUCUUUUCUGAUGGCUGUGUUACUCCCGAAGCUUGCCAGAAGGCUUGCGAAGGUUUUCAGGUCGCUGUCCUUCUGAAUGACUGCGGCAACUCUUGCCCUCAAGAAAACCCUAACGUUGCAAACGUGUACGGAAAAGAGCCCCCUCUUGAGCAGUACACCGCCGCUCCCAAGGCAUCGACUACGGUUUCAUCCUCGUCUGUUUCAACGCCAGCUCCUGUCAGCUCACAGCUGGUGACCCCUACUGGACCAGCACCUGAGCCACAGAGCCAAUCCACAGCCCUUCCCGCUUCACAUUCUGCGUCUUCUCAGACUUCUGAGCCUUGCGCUCCUGCCCAGCCGUCACAGUACCGAACUGCUCAAGGGCAGGCGCCAGAGCCACAGCAAUACGAGACCUCAACUGCAGACGCUGUCCAGGCCACUGAAUCGAACUCUGCAACAUCGGCACCUGCUAUCCCACAAUACGAGACUACUAUGGUUACCAAAGCAGCACCUACCUCCAAGCCAUAUGGAGAGUCGCAUGUGCCUUCUCAAGUACCAGGCUCUGACUCUGCCCGUAUCUGCCUACCAUCAUUUUCUUCCAUUGGCGGUCUUGCACUCAUUGCGUGUUUACCGCGUGCUCAUAUGCCAAGCUUCAAAGUAGAGAUCCCGGGUAAGAAUGAGUUUGAGCUUCCCGAAGCGGGCCUUCGCGAGAUGCAGUCGGGCAUUGCUGAAAAAGAGUCCUUGGUACCCACUGCUAGUGUUGCCUCGACGUCCUCGUUUUCGGGCGACCUGAAGUCGUUGCAUUCGCACAUCAAAUCCAACGUGGCACUGUACGCCAUCAUUCGACGAUACGACACCGCGCCGAAGCUUGCGGCCAUCUCCUACGUGCCCGAUGCCGCCCCGGUGCGGCAGAAGAUGCUGUUCGCAUCGACACGAUUGACAUUGACCCGUGAACUGGGGCUUGAACACUUUCGCGAGAGUCACUUCUUCACGACGCCGGACGAAUUUACCGAGAGCGGCUUUAAGAAGGCAGAUGCCCACGCACAACUCGAGGCGCCCCUAACGGAAGAGGAGCGGACGCUGGGCGAGGUGAAACGGGCAGAACAGGAGGCUGGUGCGGGAACUGGGACGCGGGAAAUUCAUCUGAGCAAGAGCCUGGCCAUGCCUGUAUCCGAGGAGGCUAUUACUGCCCUGAAGGAUAUGCAGGAUAGCCGAGUGGUCACAAUGCUAAAAAUUAACCCAUCUACCGAAGCCGUCGAACUAGUACACGAGUCUCCCAGCCCCGGCACGAUUGCCGAGCUGUCGCAGGCAAUUUCCGGCACCGAGCCGCGCUUCACUUUUUACCGAUACACGCACACGCACAACGGCGAGGAGAAGAGCCCGCUGCUCUUCUUCUACACCUGUCCGGCGUCGGCCGGCGCCAAGUCGAUCAAGAACCGGAUGAUGUAUCCGCUGAUGAAGCGGGCGGUGCUGACGGUUGCGGAACAAGAGGCCGGCCUCGCGAUCGAAAAGAGGUUCGAGGUGGAGGAGACGAGCGAGGUGACGGAGCAGCUCGUCCUGGACGACCUGCACCCAAAACCGGCGGCAAGGCAAGGGUUCAGCCGACCCAAGCGACCGGGUCGGUGA
Messenger RNA from Cordyceps militaris CM01, 1734 nucleotides. Its product is annotated as twinfilin-1. The transcript has 6 exons. The record is from RefSeq and is a predicted model, not a curated record. NCBI's taxonomy places the organism in Eukaryota, Fungi, Ascomycota, Sordariomycetes, Hypocreales, Cordycipitaceae. Gene Ontology annotation, biological process: barbed-end actin filament capping; actin filament depolymerization. Bases 1 to 1734 code for a protein of 577 amino acids. Gene Ontology annotation, molecular function: actin filament binding; actin monomer binding. Gene Ontology annotation, cellular component: actin filament; cytoplasm.